This is a messenger RNA of Kockovaella imperatae, 1293 nucleotides long. RefSeq lists its product as hypothetical. The transcript has a single exon. The record is from RefSeq and is a predicted model, not a curated record. Lineage: Eukaryota; Fungi; Basidiomycota; Tremellomycetes; Tremellales; Cuniculitremaceae. The coding region runs from base 178 to 1239 and encodes 353 amino acids.
AGUCUGGAGCCUGUCCAGGCGACACCGGCGCAAGCACCAAUCGCAGCCCCUCCCGCUCCUACUUCUGCUGGUUCUGGCUCGCAGCCUUUCCCCAAGCUCGUCCAGCAGAGUGCGACUGUCUCCUCUGAUGCAGCGCCAAAUCCCCCUCGUAAACCUGCCACAUCGCUCCCGCUCAACAUGCUCACCAAAACGGCUUCGCAACCGCCUCAAGCACCGCCCGCACCGCAACGAACCAUGUCUCAGCGCGCGACGUCUGGUCCUCCACCUACGUCGCUGAAUAAGCACCGCACAAGCAUGUUUGGUACCAUCAAGAAGCGGUUCUCCAUCUUGACGAGUUCUGACUCGAAAACACCGACAACGCCUGCAAAGGAUGCCGCCCCAGCUACACCGAGCAAAUCUGCUCAACCUGUUGUCGUUGAUCAGGCAGCCGUCAAGGCCCUGCCUGCUGUCCCUCCAUCGCCCGUGCCCGUCACGGUGAUCGAGGCCUCUCCCGCCGCACCGGGCAGGACGGACGUCUCUGAAUUCGGAGCGACUGCUGAACCAUUGCGCGAGCUGCCCGCGCGAACGACGUCUCACACCCCGCCUCGACCUGCCGUGGCAACUUUCUCUCCUGCCGACGCUCCGCCUCUCAUGGCCACUCCUCCCGGUAUCACUCGAUCGACACCCCAAUCUGCCAUCCCAACCUCUUCCUCCCCCCAACUCACACAGACCCUGUCUCGAGACUCUGGCGCUCGGUCCAUGGCUGGAUCCGUCGGAUCCAUCAAUCGUAGAUCAUCUGUCAAGGGACCCAGACCCAUGCCUUCAUCCCCUGAAUCCAAGGGCGGCGUCUCAAUCCCCAAUUCCGAUCCUAUCCCAUCUCGAUCUCGGCUCAGCAAUCCAUUACCCGUGCCAUCCCUUCCAGCCGGUGCGUCCCCACCCCAGCUCCAAUCUUUCCCUCUGGGCCCCAUGGUUCACGCCAGAUCGUCCAGUCAGUCGAAUGGAUCGUCCAAUAACCCGUUCCCAGAGAUCGUCACGCCCUCUACGCCAGGUGAACAAUCUGAAUACUCUGUUGGUCAUACACACACCACCACCACAGGUACGAGUGUCCGAUUGGUAUCGCCUUCCGCUACGCCCGAAGAGGAUCGAGCGUUAUUCUUGUCGAGUUCGGACAAUGUCGUUCCGCCUCAUGUGGAGGAUGGUCACAAGGUCCCGACCAGGGAAAGCUCUGGGGAAUCGCUUCAACCGUCCGUCCCUGCGUAAUCGAGCUUUGUAUUUUUACUUUCAUGUUUAUUGGAAUCCAACAUCAUAGACUCG